This is a messenger RNA of Felis catus (domestic cat), 7749 nucleotides long. It is a transcript of the gene TBC1D24, whose product is annotated as TBC1 domain family member 24. NCBI's taxonomy places the organism in Eukaryota, Metazoa, Chordata, Mammalia, Carnivora, Felidae. The transcript has 10 exons. Bases 1855 to 3534 code for a protein of 559 amino acids. The record is from RefSeq and is a predicted model, not a curated record.
ACAGGAAGGGGAGCUGGACCAAAGUGUCACCAACAUAGCAAUAUAAUAUUUGGGGGAAAGAGAGGUCACACGUUUCCACUGAGAGUUGUGUUUUAUUUCCGUUUAAGAAAUUCUUGCUUCCCAUUUACAGCUGAACUCUGAAAACAGGCCCGGUGUGUGUGAGGGAAAGGGAAGUGAGAGCACCGGAAGAAGGGGCUUCUAGGGGUGGGGGAAGCAGGCCAUUUGGAGGGACUGUCCCUGAAGAGAGAGCAGAGGACUUGUGUGGGGCUGUGGAAGAACAUACCCCACAAGGAGGAGCCAUACUUGGGCCCCCCUGCAGGACCGAUCGCGUGUUGACCCACCAGGUCCCGGUCACUAUCCAAAUGGCUCUGAGCCCGUGCCAAGCCAGGAGACCCUGUGGGGCGGUAAUGAGAAGCCCCAGGGACAUCUGAGCUGCCCUGCGUGCCAGGCUAGGCGGAGUGCUUUCUCUGAGCCAACUUAGUUAAUCCUCACCACAAUUGGCACAUGGGUUGGAUCGCCUCCCUUCCCCAAUUCUGGCUCCCCUUACAAGAAAAUCCAGGCUCCUCCCCGUGCACGAUCCGGCCCCUGGAUGUCUCUGGGCUCUUCCCCUUGCUUGCUGUGCCCCGGCCAUACUGGACGCCCUUCUUUUCCUGGAGCACACCAGCCUGGUCCUGCCUCAGGGCCUUUGCUCUCCACAUUGUGCAUGGUGACCUUUCCUCUGCCCUCCCGGCUGCUUCCUUCUCGUCACCUCAGCUCAAAUUGGGAGAGGUCCACCCCGGGCACCCUAGUAAAGUAGCUGUCACCCUCCAGACGUGCUGUGUCCCCAGUGUCUGAGAUGAUCACUGUCUGCGUUUCUUGUGAGUCUAAAAGGAUGAUGAGUGGAAUUUUUUCUUUUUUCCCGGAAUUGCAGACUAGGCCCGGAACCGAGGACAGGACACACAAAAUACUUGCCUCCAUUCCAAGUUCAGGGAGCUGCAGGCAGCUGGGGUCAGCCCCCUCCAACAGGGCUGAUGGAGAGGUGUCCCCUCAGAGAGCCAGCCCCGCCCCCACCUCAUUCCCCUGCCGAGAAUGGUGGGGGGGUGGCCUUUAGGCGAGUGCAGUGUUACUGGUGAAAGAGCAUACCUCCCUCCCCAUCUGGAGGCCCAAGGAAGGCGGGGUUCCAGGGCACCUGCUGGCCAUCCCCGCCCCCCUCCCCGGGCUGCCAGAGCACAGACGGAUGAGAGGAAGUGAGUGGGGGUGUGCCUGUCUGCACGGUGCCCUCACACCCCAGCCAGUGAGCCCUGAGGGUGAGCAGCAGGGGCUGCACGAGGUGGUGGUAUCCGUCGGCUCCCUGUCUCGCACUGGCACCCGCCGUUUGGGGAAGAGGCAUGGCUUGUGUGAGGUUCCUGCAAACAAGCACCAAAGCUGGACUUGGAAGCCAGGCCUGACUGACCGAAAACCGGAUGGUCUCUGCGUUAGCUCCUGCCUCCCUUCUCUGCCCCUGACCGCCGGGUACAGAUGGGGGACGUGGAAGGGAUGUGGAAGCGUGGGGAGCAGCGGCAAGCUUAAACAGCGGAGCCUGGCUGUGAAUGAGUGUAUCUGUCAAUCGAAGGAAAGGGCUUUGCGCGAUAUGCGCUAAAAUAUGAAUGUUACAGAUGCAGGAGAAACUGGAAUGAUCUGGCCAUCUACUGAAACUUGCUGAAGCAAACCGUUAUGACGUCUCUGGACCCUGUACUGUCCCAGGCGGAAAGGCUAGUCUGAGGGUACAGGAUGGCAAAGAGGUCAGCAGCAAAGCCUAGGAGACGGGGCUGGGGGAUUUAGCCGCUUCGUGCCUCGCCCGGCAGCCUGGGAUCCCUGUGCUGGGCGCCCCGCACCAUGGAUCCCCCGGGCUACAACUGCUUUGUGGACAGAGACAGGAUGGAUGCGGCCGUGCAGGACCUGGGCCCCAAGGAGCUGAGCUGCACCGAGCCUCAGGAGCUGAAGCAGCUGGCUCGCCAGGGCUACUGGGCCCGCAGCUACGCCCUGCGGGGGAAGGUGUACCAGCGCCUGAUCCGGGACAUCCCCUGCCGCACGGUCACACCGGACGCCAGCGUAUACAGCGACAUCGUGGGCAAGAUCGUGGGCAAGCACAGCAGCAGCAGCCUGCCCUUGCCCGAGUUUGUGGACAACACGCAGGUGCCCAGCUACUGCCUGAACGCGCGGGGCGAGGAUGCCGUGCGCAAGAUCCUGCUGUGCAUCGCCAACCAGUUCCCCGACGUGUCCUUCUGCCCCGCCCUGCCCGCGGUCGUGGCCCUGCUGCUGCACUACAGCACGGACGAGGCCCAGUGCUUUGAGAAUGCCUGCCGCAUCCUGGCCUGCAAUGACCCCAGCCGGAAGCUGGUGGAUCAGAGUUUCCUGGCCUUCGAGUCCUCCUGCAUGACGUUUGGGGACCUGGUGAACAAGUACUGCCAGGCGGCCCACAAGCUGAUGGUGGCCGUGUCGGAGGACGUCCUGCAGGUCUACGCGGACUGGCAGCGCUGGCUGUUCGGGGAGCUGCCCCUCGGCCACUUCGCCCGCGUCUUCGACGUGUUCCUGGUGGAAGGCUACAAGGUGCUGUACCGCGUGGCGCUGGCGAUCCUCAAGUUCUUCCACAAGGUGAGGGCUGGGCAGCCGCUUGAGUCAGACAGCGUGAAGCAGGACAUUCGCACCUUCGUCAGGGAUAUCGCCAAGACCGUGUCUCCUGAGAAGCUGCUGGAGAAAGCAUUUGCCAUCCGCCUCUUCUCCCGGAAGGAGAUUCAGCUCCUGCAGAUGGCCAACGAGAAAGCUCUGAAGCAGAAAGGCAUCACCGUCAAGCAGAAGAGUGUUUCACUUUCUAAAAGGCAGUUUGUGCACUUGGCGGUGCACGCGGAGAACUUCCACUCAGAGAUCGUCAGUGUGAAGGAGAUGAGAGACAUCUGGUCGUGGGUCCCUGAGCGCUUUGCCCUCUGCCAGCCCCUCCUGCUCUUCUCCUCGCUGCAGCACGGGUACAGCCUGACCAGGUUUUAUUUCCAGUGUGAAGGACAUGAGCCCACCCUCCUGCUCAUCAAGACCACGCAAAAGGAGGUGUGUGGGGCUUACCUGUCAACAGACUGGAGUGAAAGGAACAAGUUUGGAGGCAAAGUGGGCUUCUUUGGGACGGGAGAGUGCUUCGUGUUCAGGCUGCAGCCUGAGGUCCAGCGCUACGAGUGGGUGGUCAUCAAACACCCGGAGUUGACCAAGCCAGUGUCCUUGGAGGCUGCUGCCGCUCCAUCCCCUCCCGGCCGCCCCACAUCCUCAGACCCUGCCGACCGCCUCUCGCCCUUCCUGUCCGCGCGGCACUUCAAUCUGCCCUCCAAGACCGAGUCCAUGUUCAUGGCUGGGGGCAACGACUGCCUCAUCGUAGGUGGAGGGGGCGGCCAAGCGCUCUACAUCGAUGGGGACCUGAACCGGGGCCGCACUGGCCACUGCGAUACUUUCAACAACCAGCCCCUCUGCUCUGAGAACUUCCUCAUCGCUGCCGUGGAGGCCUGGGGCUUCCAAGACCCCGACACCCAGUGACAGGCCUGCGCACGUGGGGACGGAGCUGUCACCGUGGGGUGGGGGUGGGGCAGUGGCCCCCUCUUCAUGGGGCAGGCAGUAAAGGAAGAACCCCCCCUCCGUGUGGUGGGCAGCAUGUGGGUGCAGCUGGGGCUCUGGUGCUGGGCUGGGAAGGGGUGCCCGGGCCUCAGCUGGCUGAGCCUUGCCCUACUCAGACCUAUGCAGACUUGCUUGGAUUCAGGCUCUGCUUCUCUGUGGAGCAUCCUGUGCCCAACGCCUGGAAGGGGCUACAUCUUGCAGCCCCUGAGUCUUAGUCCCUUGGUGCGGAGGUGGGGACUCCGAAAGCCAGAAGCAACCUUCCGGCAAGUGUGGGUCCAUGGCGCCCCCUGCUGGGGCCUGUUAGCACGGCUCUGAACGGAGCCCUGAGGCUGCCACCUGGUGGGCUGCUGAAGGCCCCCCGGGAGAACAGACGCCCUGGCGGCUGCCCCCUGUCCAUAUCCCCUCCCACUGUCCAGGGCUUCUCACCCAGUGUCCUCUUCUGGUGCUGGCCUCUGGUGGCCGCCUCUUGGACAGGAGCUGCAAGGUGAAAGAGGUGAGGGCAGGAUCUGGGCCCCUCCUGAGGGAGGGAGAGCCGGAAUGAUGCAGGGCUGGAGAGGACGUUAUGUGUCCUCGUGUUUCAGAGCCUGACGCUCCUGCGGGGCCUCUCUGUGGGUUCACAACUGGAGAGGCUGCCCAGGACGGCCCAGGGACGGGCCCUCUGCCACUGACCCCAAACCCGCCAGCUGCAUUUCCACAGGCUUGUCCAGAGAAACCCAGACCCCUGGGGGUUUCUUCAGCCUUCCUCCUCUCUGCGGGGGAGGGGGGGCCUCCUCUGCUCCCCUCGGUCCCUGCAGUGGCCCCAGGAUCCUGUCCAGACUCCUCAGCGUGGCAUGCUCGUCUUUGUCCAUCCCCACGGGCCCCAGGUUGCCGGGCCCCCCCUCCCCAGAUCCUUCCCACACGGCGCCUUCACCACAUGCCCCUCUGUGCGCCUCUCACAGCCCUGUGUUUGGCUACACAGUGUGGUGCCCUCGUGCUGCGGCCUGUCCCCCACUUCCCUGCCCCACCUGGCUCUGCACACGCCCUGCAGACUGUAGGGACCACGUGCAGACUUGCCAGGGGGUGCUGUGGGGAGUGACCUCCCACCCCAUGCCCUCCCUCAGCUGGUCCUGAGGGCCUGGGCACCCGGGGAGGGGGCGGGAGGGGGGGAGCAGACAGACAGACACCCAAGCAGCCGUGCUGGGGGCUUUGGCAGCCUGGGCCACAGGUGCUGGGGUCCUGGCCCCCACGUGGCUGCAGCCAGCCUCUCGGUGUCCCCACGCGUGAUGCCUCUGCUGUCUCCAUCUUGCUUGGUCCUCCUGUGGGGCACUGGCCCUCCUAGUUCAGUCUCCUCUGAGCCGGGCCGCCGUGGCGCAGGAGGAAGGACCAGGAGCCCUGUGUGGCUUUGGGCAAGCCUGUGGACCUGUCUGGAACCCAUUUUCCCCAACCGUAAAAAGGGGCCAGUCAUCCUGCACCGCUGUCUCCGUGGGACUGUUCAGAGGUUCUGAGGGGGACCGCGUGAGUCUCCAGUGAGUGGAGAGGUGCCGGGAGGCAGUAUCACAGUUCAUCUCCCCCCCGGCACACCACGGCAGCCCUUGCCCCCUCAGCCCCAGCCCUCCUGUGGCGCAACUUUGGUGUUCAUUAAACACGGUCUUGUUACAUGAACUCUGAGGGUCCAAGUCUGGUCUCUUCAACCAGAGGGGCCUCCAGGGGCUCCCCUGGGUGGGCCACCAAAUGGGGCACAGGAGGCUGCACCUUCACGAUGCCUGUCUGCGUCACCAGUGGAGUGUUGAGGGCCUUUGAAUACCGCCUUCUGUAAGCCACUGGAGGUAUAUCCAAGCACUGUUUGCGUGGCUCCCUCUGCAAACUUCUGGAGCCUGGGGAAUUCUUUGCUGGUGAGUGAGUCUGGAGGAGUCCCUGUGGCUGCCCUGAGGCUCCUACCUGGCCCUCGAAGAAAUCCAGCCCAGGAGGGAGAUGAUGGCUUAGUCACGGGGUCUCUGUCUAUAGCGUGCGGUCUCUGUGUGCACGUGUAGUGCCCAGGUUCUUCCACUUUGACGUUGUCGCCCGAGCUGUCCUGCUGAACUAAAAGGUAUGUGACUAUUACCUUCAUUUUUAAUUCUUAUUUAUUCUUGUGCGAUGUCAGGUGUUCCCAAAUAGAACACGUUUUGUUAAUAUUCUCUGUUGUUUCUUCUUGAUUACCUAGAAUUAGCUUUUGAUGUUAAAAAUAGCCAAAUUUUUAUGGAAUUGCAUGAUGAAUUAUCACCCGUUUUUCUAGAAACAUUUAGAAGUUUAUUUUGAGGGGUGCCUGCCUGGCUCAGUUGGAAGAGUGUGCUGUGCAACUCUUGAUCUCGGGGUCGUGAGUUCAAGCCCCACACUGGGUGUAGAGACUACUUAAAUAAAACUUAAAAAGAAAACAGAACAUAGUUUGAAUCAGUUCAUUAAGUUAAUUUGUUGAAGUGGACUAUAUGCGUUUAGGGCUUCAGAACGUCAGUUUUUUAAAAGUAAUUUAUAAUACAAGAGUAAGGCAUUUGUAUUAUGAAUUUUUCAGAGUUUUAAUUGCUGAAUUGAAAUUAAUAUUUCAACUUUUCCUACUUUUAUAAGCGGGGUGCUUAAUUUUUUGUUUCUCCUGGCAACUUGUUGCAGAAAAUUCUGAAGAUUCUAGGCUUUCAAAUUUCUUAUCCAUUUCCUGAAGCCAUAAGGCCUGUAUAGUGUCUUUUAGUAUUUAUUAUUUACCAGAUUUGGGUUUUGUAACUUUUCAUUCUAAAUAAUUUUAGAUUUAUGGAUGAGAUGCAGAGGUGGCCCAGCGGGUUUCCAUGGGCCCUACCAAGCUUUCAGAGGCCUCGUACAGCACAUGUAUCCAAGCAGAGAUGAAUAUUGGGAUAUAAUGCUAUUAACCACAGAUUUAAUCAGAUUCUUUGAGUUUUCCCACAGCCCUUUCUCUGUACCAGGAAUAGUUUUAAUUUGUAUAGAUAUUUACAUUUUUAUUAAAUCCAGAGUGACUUCAGAAUUCAUAGGAUGAGGGCUGCCUAGGUGUCCCAGUAGGUUGAGCGUCCGACUUUGGCUCAGGUCAUGAUCUCACAGCCUGUGACUUCGAUCCCCACAUCCGGCUCUGCGCUGACAGCACGGAGGCUGCUUUGGGUUCUCUGUCUCCCUCUCUCUCUCCGUCCCUCUCCCUCCCCUCUCAAAAAUAAACAUUAAGAAAAAAUUCACAAGACGAAACACUGGUCAAAAAAAUAAAUUAGCCAGCACACCCCCGGUCUCAAACAUGGAUUCACAUCUUGACUGUUGUCCUCGCCCAAAUGCCCCGUUUGCGUGGGGAAGUUACCCGGUGAAGCCAGGAGCACCAAGGACACCUCACGAGCGCGUGACCCUGCAGCGUCUAAGUUAGGCAGGAAAGCGUGUGGAUCUUCAAAAAUAACCUGGCACAAAACAGAAUCACGAUCUUCAUCAGGUUAGUGUCAGACUGUGCCCUGAAGUUAGGCACGGUGUCACGUGAUUCGCUGCUAAAGAUGAAAUGCCUCACACACUUGCAGACGUGCUCACUUGACCCAGCCGCAUGGAAUUUAACACUGUGUUUGCGACCGAAGAAGCAAAAUCAGUGGACACGCGGUCACGCAGACAUGCUGACCCGUGACGUGCCUCGGAGACGCACCAGCUGUUAAAAACCUGCUUCGGAUUGCUGAAUCCACAGCGUGUUCCCUAGUUAUCCAGUUAGUUUGGGCACCUAGAAGCCAUUUCAUCGGUGAGAAGCACCGCUGACCGUGGGGGCCUGCAAGUCGGGUCUGGCCCGGGGACGCCGUGGCCGCGUGAAGGCCGGGAGUGGGCCCUGCUCGACUUCACGCUGAGGUGCGCUGACUCGCAGAGGACUCACCUCAGCAAAAGCAAGCGAGCUCACGACUGAAGAGGAGGAAGUCGUGUGGAUGAUCUUACCUUCCAUUCUUGCGCAGGCCGGUUAUUGGCUGGAAAAUGGAGCAUCUGAACGAGUGUCACAAAGAAUCGUGAGGCCAAGUGAAAAUACGCUGGCGUGUGGCGAGCGGACGUCGGCUUUGCGGCAGAGUCUAAGUUGGGAAGAGUGAAAAUAAAGGAUUUUGUAACGUGGUUGGUCAGUGUUCAUUUGAGUCCUAAAUAAAAAUCAAUGAGAGCUAACGGACAACACUGAAA